CUUGGUGUUUAAAUUCUUCUCGGCCCCGGUGAGCUCACUUUGAGGCGCUUCGCUGCCGUUUGGACUCCAUGAUGGCCGUGUUUGAGGUGUACAGUCAGCCGUCCGAGAUUCGAUACAGAACCAGCGUGUGUUCCAGGGCCGCCCUGUUCGUGCUGCUGGUUUGGUUCCUAACCUACGUGCCGCCGCUGCUGGUGGCCUACAGGAGCCACGGCUUUUGGAUCAAAAGAAGCACCUACGAGGAGCAGCCGGUCGUCAGGUUCCAGUACCAGACGCUCCUGGUCGCUGCGACCAGUCCCCAGGGGAACUAUGUGGCCUGGAGCACCUUCAGCCACCUCAACAAGCUGCUGGGCCCGAACCUCCGGAUCCCCGCGGUCUCUGUGAGAGAGGUGGACCAGAACCAGGAUGGGAAACUGGACCUCCUGAUGUUUGAGCUGCAGCUACCUCUGAAGCCUGAGGAGCAGAUCUACAGCAUCCAGCUCCUGCUGACUUUCAGCUACCAGCUCUUUCGGAUGUCGACGGUGGUGAUGCAGAGUCUGGCUUACGUGCAGUACUCCUCCUCUGUCCCUGGAGCUCAGCUUUUCAUCAGUGGAGACCUGAGGCUGCAGCAGAGGACGCCGCUGUCCCACACCGGAGUCAACAACGUUUACAAUGUUUCGGUGAUUGAUGGGUCCAGUCCUUUUGCCUUUGCAUAUGACCUGAACAACAUUAUUCGGACCUACCAGGAGAGAAACUUGACCACGAUAUUGUCUUGUCCCAUGCCUGUCUGGACUGUGGGAAGGGCUGCUGGCUCCCCUUUUCAGCUUCAAGCACAGAUUCGCUACCCUGUGGAGGUCAUUAGCUAUCGGCCGGGGUUUUGGGAAACCAUCAAAUUUGCCUGGAUUCAGUACGUCAGCGUUCUUCUCAUCUUCCUCUGGGUUUUUGAGCGGGUCCAGAGAUUUGUUUUCCAGAAUCAGGUUCUGCCUACUGUACCCGUGCCAGUGGCCAAACCGCACCUCUCCUGACAGGUGGGCGUGUCUUUAGCCGCUCCCAGUCCAAUCCCCAGCCUCUUGGUCUUGCUCAGGGAUGUGCACCACAUGUAUAUUGUUUUGUAACUGAUUUUAUUGGUUGUGUAUUCUGUCCACAUAUGUGAGCUAAAGCUAGAGGAGCAGCUGGUGGUCUUCCAACCAUCAGUGCCACACGGCAGGCCAAAUCCUUUUCUCCAUGUUGGACUCUUGAUGCUAAAGAAAAGCCAAAAACAAAAACCUGCUUCACAAUGAAACUGAAGAAACUGAGAUCACUGCCUGCUCUUUUUGUCUGAUAUAGAAUCAGUCUGUGCUUUAAGACGUGUCACCCGUCACUGUCGGUUUCAGGCUCAUACCAGUCCGGACAGUCUCUCCCAGCACGGUGGAUUAGAACCAAACACAGAUGUCCACUUUUCCAGCUCAGCAGCAGGAUUAUUAUUAUAUUUAUUUAUUUUAUUUUUUGUCAAUUGGGGAUGGAAAUCAUAACCUCUGCCCUCCUCUCUCAGUUAACAAAAGCAACCAGAAGAGCGCUGACCCCAGGCACUGACUCAUACAAUGUUUAAUCCCAGGUUUUUAUGUUUGAAAUGGCAGACAAACAAAUAUGUUGAUCCAAAAAGUGCAGUCAAAUUCUGUGCAGUUUGUUUGUUGUGGUGCUUUUCUUUCUGCAUUAGAUUCCAGAUUUGGACAUUUAGAUCAGGUGUUGCUCUGAAUUUGAGCUCAGUGUCAUUUGUCGCUGUGAGGAUCUCAUUCUCAAUAGCAGAGUGAUGCAGGAUGAAGAGUGAUGUCACUUUGGACAUUACACAGCCCCAGGGGUGGACGAAGUACUCAACUUCAGUACUUAAGUGAAAGUACAGAUACUACUGGUCAAAUGUUACUCCGAUACAAGUGAAAGUUGUAUCUUUAAAGUUAUACUUAAGUGAAAGUACUGAAGCACUUGCUUUUAAAAAUACUUAAGUAUUAAAGUACAAUUUCAAUUUGCAUUUCUUAUACAACCCCUGGCAAAAAAUUAUGGAAUCACCAGUUGUUUAAUUUUGUAG
Molecule: messenger RNA, 2038 nt
Organism: Thalassophryne amazonica
Lineage: Eukaryota; Metazoa; Chordata; Actinopteri; Batrachoidiformes; Batrachoididae
Gene: tmem231
Product: transmembrane protein 231
Exons: 8
Coding region: 69-1001 (310 amino acids)
Biological process (GO): cilium assembly; regulation of protein localization
Cellular component (GO): ciliary membrane; ciliary transition zone
Source: RefSeq, a predicted model, not a curated record